CCCUCCGGAAAAUGUGGUAGCGGCAAAAAGUCGUGCCAAGACGCUAAAGAUUGGAUAAAGUCCGCANNAGACACCUCCGAGUCGCAAAGUGGUAGAAGCAGAAGCAGCAAAACAGCAUCGUCAGUCGCAUCUCGCACCGUCGCCAUCAUGUUCACUUCUACUCCUUCUCUGGGACGCGCCCUCCGUCGCCUCGCUCUCACAACCAAGCAAGCCGGCAAGGACUACUACAAGGGUACCGGCUCAGGCUCCAUGGGUCGUCACACAAAGUAUGGUGGCUACCGUAUCGACUGGUCAAAGGUCCGCACCUACCUCGUUCCUGACCUGUCCGACUUCCACCCCUUCGUCGCAGAGAACAUCGACAAGCCCACAAAGACACACGAAUUCGCCGGCCCCGUCAACGGAAAAAUGUACCUCGAUGCAUGGAAGAACCAGGGCGGCGACAUC
Aureobasidium musti is the source of this 444-nucleotide messenger RNA. The record is from the annotation of a GenBank genome assembly. NCBI's taxonomy places the organism in Eukaryota, Fungi, Ascomycota, Dothideomycetes, Dothideales, Saccotheciaceae.